AUGUCGUUGCUUCCAUCUUGCCCGUAUCACGACAGGGCCAGCAGUAUGGUGGAUCGUGAAUUCUAUCAACCAUUAAACCAGUUGGUUCCUCAAGAUUAUUUCAAGCCUUUCGACAACGUGUUUCGUCCGUUACAUAGAAUGUUAAAACAGAUGGAUCUCCUCGCGUCAUCAAUGAACCGGCUGGCUGUGAACGAGGGAUCGAAUAUAACGUCUGACGGAGAGAAGUUCCAGGUCAACGUGGACGUUCAACACUUCGCGCCAGAUGAAAUAAAUGUUAAAGUGGUCGAUGGUUUUGUAACGAUAGAAUGCAAGCACGAAGAGAGGCGGGACGAGCAUGGAUAUGUUUCUCGACAGUUUAUUAGGCGUUACGCGCUGCCUCAGGGCUGUUUACCAGACACUGUAAUGUCUCGUCUUUCAUCAGACGGGGUCUUGACGGUGACCGCUCCCAAAGUUCUCCCGAUGCCUUCAACCGGUGAACGAAUCGUGCCAAUACAACAGACAGGACCCGUCAAGAAGAUCAUGAGUAACGAAUAG
This is a messenger RNA of Danaus chrysippus (African queen), 534 nucleotides long. NCBI's taxonomy places the organism in Eukaryota, Metazoa, Arthropoda, Insecta, Lepidoptera, Nymphalidae. The record is from the annotation of a GenBank genome assembly.